UCCGUGCGGCCGGCCGCCUCCCAUUGCGGGCAACUCCGGCGGUGGCAGCGGCGGCGGCGGCGGCGGCGGCGGCACCGCCUCCUCCUCACACUCCGCGGGUGGCGGGGUUAGAUGAGCGGCCCCGACAGCGGUGAGGGCGGCGCGGGGAGGAGGAGGAGAAGGCGGCGGCGGCGGAGGAGGUCGCUGUCUUUGUAGUGUCCCUGCUGCGGGCGCCCGAGGCCGCCGCUCCAGCCGUCGUCGUUGGCGGAGCCUGUGAGGGCGCGCGCGUGCUUGCCCGCCCGGCCCGCGGGGACGAGGAGGAGGCGGCGGCGACGGCUGCGGCGGCUGCGGCGGCUGCGGCGAGGAUGAUGAUGUGCGCGGCGACUGCUUCCCCCGCCGCCGCCUCCUCCGGGCCCGGCGGGGACGGCUUCUUUGCAGCCGCCACCAUCUCUUCCUCCCCGGCACCGGGGGCGCUGUUCAUGCCGGUUCCUGACGGCUCGGUGGCCGCCGCGGGGCUGGGGCUGGGGCUGCCUACCACGGACUCCCGGGGUCACUAUCAGCUGCUGCUGUCAGGCCGGGCCUUGGCGGAUCGCUACCGGAGGAUUUACACCACUGCGCUCAGUGACAGGGACCAGGCCGGCAGCAGCACUGGACACCCGGCCUCCAGGAAUAAGAAAAUUUUAAAUAAGAAGAAAUUGAAGCGAAAACAGAAAAGCAAAUCAAAAGUAAAGACAAGAAGCAAGUCUGAAAGUGUGGAGAAUACAGUAAUUAUACCAGACAUCAAACUACAUAGCAAUCCCUCUGCCUUCAACAUUUACUGUAAUGUACGGCACUGCGUUUUGGAAUGGCAGAAAAAGGAAGCAUCCCUGGCAGCUGCCUCGAAGAACUCUGUACAGAGUGGAGAGUCAGACAGUGAUGAGGACGAGGAGGCCAGAGAGCCCCCCAUCAAGCUGCCCAAGAUUAUUGAGGUUGGGCUUUGUGAAGUCUUUGAAUUGAUCAAGGAGACUCGGUUUUCUCAUCCAUCCCUGUGUCUAAGGAGCCUCCAAGCCCUGCUGAAUGUGCUUCAAGGCCAGCAGCCAGAAGGCCUCCAAUCAGAGCCACCAGAAGUCCUAGAGUCUCUCUUCCAACUCCUUCUGGAAAUUACUGUUCGGAGCACUGGGAUUAAUGACAGCACAGGGCAGUCCCUCACUGCACUCUCCUGUGCUUGCCUCUUUAGCCUGGUGGCUUCCUGGGGAGAAACAGGAAGGACACUUCAGGCCAUCUCUGCUAUCUUAACCAACAAUGGUAGUCACGCUUGCCAAACUAUUCAGGUGCCAACAAUACUAAAUUCACUACAGAGAAGUGUACAAGCAGUGUUGGUUGGAAAGAUUCAAGUCCAGGACUGGUUUAGCAAUGGCAUUAAGAAAGCAGCUUUAAUGCACAAGUGGCCAUUAAAAGAAGUAUCUGUUGAUGAAGAUGACCAGUGUCUGCUUCAGAAUGAUGGAUUUUUUCUUUAUUUGUUAUGCAAGGAUGGAUUAUACAAAAUAGGCUCUGGAUACAGUGGAACAGUUAGGGGCCAUAUAUAUAAUUCUACAUCUCGUAUCAGAAACAGAAAAGAAAAAAAGUCUUGGUUAGGGUAUGCCCAGGGUUAUUUAUUAUAUCGAGAUGUGAAUAACCACAGUAUGACUGCCAUAAGAAUAAGCCCUGAAACACUGGAACAAGAUGGUACUGUAAUGUUACCAGAUUGCCACACUGAAGGUCAAAAUAUUUUAUUUACUGAUGGAGAGUAUAUUAACCAGAUAGCUGCUUCAAGAGAUGAUGGCUUUGUUGUCAGGAUAUUUGCCACAAGCACUGAACCUGUACUGCAACAAGAACUACAGCUUAAACUGGCCAGGAAAUGCUUACAUGCCUGUGGCAUAUCACUAUUUGAUCUGGAAAAGGAUUUGCAUAUAAUAAGCACAGGUUUUGAUGAAGAGUCAGCCAUACUUGGUGCAGGACGAGAGUUUGCGCUAAUGAAAACAGCAAAUGGAAAGGUAUAUUACACUGGCAAGUACCAGAGUCUUGGAAUCAAACAAGGUGGUCCUUCAGCAGGAAAAUGGGUUGAGUUACCAAUCACCAAGUCUCCUAAGAUAGUGCACUUCUCCGUGGGGCACGACGGCUCGCAUGCCCUUUUAGUUGCCGAGGAUGGGAGUGUGUUCUUCACGGGCUCUGCAAGCAAAGGAGAGGAUGGAGAGUCAACUAAGAGCAGACGGCAGUCAAAGCCCUAUAAACCGAAAAAGAUUAUUAAAAUGGAAGGGAAGAUUGUGGUGUACACAGCCUGCAAUAACGGAAGUAGUUCUGUUAUUUCUAAAGAUGGAGAACUAUACAUGUUUGGAAAAGAUGCUAUUUAUUCUGAUAGUUCAAGUUUGGUAUCUGAUUUGAAAGGCCAUUUUGUAACUCAGGUAGCAAUGGGCAAAGCUCACACAUGUGUUUUAAUGAAGAAUGGAGAGGUUUGGACAUUUGGUGUAAAUAACAAAGGACAAUGUGGUCGAGACACUGGUGCUAUGAACCAAGGAGGGAAAGGGUUUGGAGUUGAAAAUAUGGCAACAGCAAUGGAUGAAGAUCUGGAGGAAGAACUAGAUGAAAAAGAUGAGAAGUCCAUGAUGUGCCCUCCAGGCAUGCACAAGUGGAAGCUGGAGCAGUGUAUGGUGUGCACCGUGUGUGGAGACUGCACGGGCUAUGGUGCCAGCUGUGUCAGCAGUGGGCGUCCUGAUAGAGUUCCUGGAGGGAUCUGUGGUUGUGGUUCAGGAGAAUCUGGCUGUGCCGUAUGUGGAUGCUGCAAGGCAUGUGCAAGAGAGUUGGAUGGUCAAGAGGCAAGACAAAGAGGGAUUCUUGAUGCAGUGAAAGAAAUGAUACCUUUAGACCUCCUUUUAGCUGUCCCUGUCCCUGGGGUUAAUAUUGAAGAACAUCUUCAGUUAAGACAAGAAGAAAAACGGCAACGUGUCAUUAGAAGACACAGAUUAGAAGAUGGAAGAGGCCCCCUUGUAUUUGCUGGUCCUAUUUUUAUGAACCACCGAGAACAGGCUCUAGCCAGACUCAGAUCCCGUCCAGCUCAGCCAAAGCAUAAGCGGGACAAGCACAAAGAUGGAAGUGGAGAUAGAGGGGAGAAGGAUGCAAGCAAAAUCACCACCUACCCUCCAGGCUCUGUGAGAUUUGACUGUGAGCUCCGAGCAGUACAAGUCAGCUGUGGAUUUCAUCACUCAGUGGUUCUCAUGGAAAAUGGAGACGUUUAUACCUUUGGAUAUGGACAGCAUGGCCAGCUGGGACAUGGGGAUGUCAAUUCCAGGGGAUGCCCCACUCUUGUUCAAGCCUUACCAGGCCCUAGCACACAAGUCACUGCCGGCAGCAACCACACGGCAGUCCUUUUAAUGGAUGGACAGGUCUUCACAUUUGGAAGUUUUUCUAAAGGACAACUGGGACGACCCAUUUUGGAUAUACCAUAUUGGAAUGCAAAGCCAGCUCCCAUGCCUAACAUUGGAUCAAAAUAUGGGCGGAAGGCCACUUGGAUUGGUGCAAGUGGGGACCAGACUUUCUUACGAAUUGAUGAAGCACUUAUAAAUUCUCAUGUACUUGCAACAUCAGAAAUUUUUGCUAGCAAACACAUAAUAGGCUUGGUUCCUGCUUCUAUAUCAGAACCUCCGCCAUUUAAAUGUCUUCUGAUAAAUAAAGUAGAUGGAAGUUGUAAAACUUUCAAUGACUCUGAACAAGAAGAUCUGCAAGGAUUUGGUGUGUGUCUUGAUCCUGUGUAUGAUGUGCUUUGGAGGUUUCGACCAAGCACCAGAGAGCUCUGGUGCUACAAUGCAGUGGUUGCUGAUGCCAGACUUCCCCCUGCACCAGACAUGCAGUCCAGUUGUAGUAUUCUAAGUCCUGAACUUGCUCUGCCGACAGGAUCGAGGGCUCUGACCACCCGAUCUCAUGCAGCCUUGCAUAUCCUGGGUUGUCUUGACACUUUGGCCGCUAUGCAGGAUUUAAAGAUGGGCAUUGCAAGUACAGAGGAGGAGACCCAAGCAGUGCUGAGAGUGUACUCCAAGGAAGACUACAGUGUAGUCAACAGGUUUGAAAGUCAUGGAGGUGGCUGGGGUUACUCGGCUCAUUCAGUAGAAGCCAUACGUUUUAGUGCUGACACUGACAUUUUACUUGGUGGCCUUGGCCUGUUUGGAGGAAGAGGAGAAUAUACUGCUAAAAUUAAGCUAUUUGAGUUGGGUCCUGAUGGAGGAGAUCAUGAAACAGAUGGAGACCUUCUUGCAGAGACUGAUGUGCUGGCUUAUGACUGUGCUGCUAGAGAAAAAUAUGCAAUGAUGUUUGAUGAGCCAGUUCUCCUGCAAGCUGGAUGGUGGUACGUAGCAUGGGCUCGAGUAUCAGGGCCCAGCAGUGACUGUGGCUCUCACGGACAAGCGUCUAUUACCACAGAUGAUGGGGUGAUUUUUCAGUUCAAGAGUUCAAAGAAGUCAAAUAAUGGUACCGAUGUAAAUGCUGGUCAGAUACCUCAGCUGUUAUACAGACUCCCGACCAGCGAUGGCAGCACUUCAAAAGGCAAACAGCAAACUAGUGAGCCUGUCCACAUUUUAAAGAGAUCUUUUGCAAGAACUGUCUCUGUGGAGUGCUUUGAGUCGCUGCUGAGCAUCCUCCACUGGAGCUGGACGACCUUAGUCUUAGGAGUUGAGGAGCUUAGGGGGCUGAAAGGGUUCCAGUUCACUGCUACACUCCUCGAUUUAGAGCGACUGCGUUUCGUGGGGACCUGUUGUCUGCGCUUAUUGCGCGUCUACACCUGUGAAAUAUACCCAGUAUCAGCUACAGGAAAAGCAGUUGUAGAAGAAACUAGCAAAUUAGCUGAGUGUAUUGGAAAAACAAGAACUUUGUUAAGAAAAAUCUUAUCAGAAGGAGUUGACCAUUGCAUGGUAAAGUUGGAUAAUGACCCUCAGGGAUACCUCAGCCAGCCCUUGAGUCUACUAGAAGCCGUCCUUCAGGAGUGCCACAACACCUUCACUGCUUGCUUUCACUCAUUCUACCCAACACCAGCACUACAGUGGGCUUGCCUGUGCGAUCUACUCAAUUGUCUGGAUCAGGAUAUCCAGGAAGCAAACUUUAAGACAUCAAGUAGCAGGCUCCUCGCAGCUGUUAUGUCAGCUCUGUGUCACACGUCUGUGAAGCUGACUUCUCUCUUCCCCAUUGCAUACGAUGGAGAAGUACUGCUGCGAUCAGUUGUUAAGCAGGUCAGCACGGAGAACGACUCAACGCUAGUUCAUCGUUUUCCACUUCUAGUGGGACACAUGGAAAAGCUCAGCCAGAGUGAAGAGAACAUCUCGGGGAUGACGAGCUUCAGGGAGGUGCUGGAGAAGAUGCUGGUCAUAGUGGUGCUCCCGGUGAGAAACAGCCUUCGCAGGGAGAGUGAGCUCUUCUCCUCACACCUGGUCUCCAACACCUGCGGACUGCUGGCCAGUAUUGUCAGUGAGCUGACUGCAUCAGCCCUCGGGUCUGAGGCUGAUGGACUUAAUUCUCUUCACUCUGUCAAAGCCAGUGCUAACCGAUUCACAAAAACAAGUCAGGGAAGAAGUUGGAACACUGGAAAUGGGUCCCCGGAUGCAAUCUGUUUUGCAGUAGACAAACCUGGAAUUGUUGUUGUUGGUUUUGCUGUCUAUGGAGGAGGUGGUAUCCAUGAGUAUGAAUUGGAGGUGUUGGUUGAUGAUAGUGAACAUGCAGGAGAUUCAACUCAUUCUCAUAGAUGGACGUCUCUAGAAUUAGUUAAAGGAACUUAUUCAACAGAUGACUCACCCAGUGACAUAGCUGAAAUCAGACUUGACAAAGUUGUUCCUUUAAAGGAGAAUGUUAAGUAUGCUGUGCGCUUGAGGAACUACGGCAGUCGUACAGCCAAUGGGGAUGGAGGAAUGACCACUGUGCAGUGCCCUGAUGGAGUGACCUUCACCUUCAGCACAUGCAGCUUGAGCAGUAAUGGCACAAACCAAACCAGAGGGCAAAUCCCCCAGAUACUAUACUAUAGGAGUGAAUUUGAUGGAGAUUUGCAAUCCCAGCUGCUAAGUAAGGCCAAUGAAGAAGAUAAGAACUGUAGCAGGGCACUGUCUGUGGUAAGCACUGUUGUCCGAGCUGCUAAGGACCUGCUGCACCGAGCUCUGGCCGUGGAUGCUGAUGACAUUCCAGAACUGCUUAGCUCUUCCAGUCUGUUUUCCAUGCUGCUUCCCCUUAUUAUAGCCUACAUAGGACCAGUAGCCGCUGCUAUUCCCAAGGUUGCUGUAGAAGUUUUUGGCCUUGUCCAGCAACUGCUUCCCUCAGUUGCCAUUUUGAAUCAGAAGUAUGCACCCCCUGCAUUCAAUCCCAAUCAGUCAACUGAUAGCACAACAGGAAACCAGCCCGAGCAAGGCCUCUCUGCGUGCACCACUUCCAGUCACUAUGCUGUCAUUGAGAGUGAGCACCCAUACAAGCCUGCCUGUGUCAUGCACUACAAGGUGACAUUCCCAGAGUGUGUUAGGUGGAUGACAAUCGAAUUUGACCCUCAGUGUGGUACUGCACAGUCAGAAGACGUCAUCCGUUUGCUUAUUCCUGUCAGAACCAUUCAGAACUCAGGAUAUGGAGCAAAGCUAACUUCUGUUCAUGAAAACCUUAAUUCAUGGAUAGAAUUAAAGAAAUAUUCAGGAUCCUCUGGAUGGCCUACUAUGGUUUUAGUGUUGCCAGGAAAUGAAGCCCUUUUCUCACUGGAAACUGCUUCAGAUUAUGUGAAAGACGACAAAGCUUCCUUCUAUGGGUUCAAGUGUUUUGCAAUUGGUUAUGAAUUUAGCCCUGGACCUGAUGAGGGAGUUAUUCAGCUGGAAAAAGAAUUGGCCAAUCUUGGUGGAGUUUGUGCCGCAGCUCUGAUGAAGAAGGAUCUAGCACUGCCUAUUGGUAAUGAGCUGGAGGAAGACCUUGAAAUUCUUGAGGAGGCCGCAUUGCAGGUGUGCAAAACUCACUCCGGUAUUCUUGGAAAGGGUCUUGCCCUUUCUCAUUCACCAACUAUUUUAGAGGCACUUGAAGGAAACUUGCCACUUCAAAUCCAAAGCAAUGAGCAGUCCUUUCUGGAUGAUUUCAUUGCUUGUGUCCCAGGAUCAAGUGGUGGAAGGCUUGCAAGAUGGCUUCAGCCAGACUCCUAUGCUGAUCCUCAGAGAACCUCCCUGGUCCUGAAUAAGGAUGACAUUCGCUGUGGCUGGCCCACCACCAUAACUGUUCAAACAAAAGACCAAUAUGGUGAUGUGGUUCAUGUUCCCAACAUGAAGGUGGAAGUGAAAGCUGUACCUGUUUCUCAGAAAAAAACAUCCUUGCAGCAAGAACAAGGGAAGAAGUCUCAAAGGGUUCCUGGCAGCCCUUCAGCGGCGGCGGCAGCGGCUUCUACCACCGACAUGACUUUUGGUGGGUUGGCAUCACCAAAGCUGGAUGUUUCAUAUGAACCAAUGAUAGUCAAGGAGGCACGAUAUAUUGCCAUAACAAUGAUGAAGGUAUAUGAAAACUACUCAUUUGAAGAACUGCGUUUUGCAUCACCAACUCCUAAACGGCCCAGUGAAAAUAUGCUUAUUCGUGUCAAUAAUGAUGGGACCUACUGUGCAAACUGGACUCCAGGAGCUAUUGGGCUCUACACUAUUCAUGUGACCAUUGAUGGCAUUGAAAUAGAUGCUGGCCUUGAAGUAAAAGUAAAAGAUCCACCAAAAGGGAUGAUCCCACCAGGAACUCAGUUAGUCAAGCCAAAGGUUGACCCUCAGCCAAAUAAGAUUCGAAAAUUUGUAGCCAAGGACAGUGCUGGUCUCCGCAUACGGAGCCACCCUUCCCUUCAGAGUGAGCAGAUUGGAAUAGUGAAAGUCAAUGGAACUAUCACUUUUAUUGAUGAGAUCCACAAUGAUGAUGGCGUGUGGUUGAGACUGAAUGAGGAGACAAUAAAGAAGUAUGUUCCUAACAUGAAUGGUUACACUGAAGCCUGGUGCCUCUCUUUUAACCAGCAUCUUGGCAAGAGCCUUCUGGUCCCUGUUGACAAUAUCUUUAAUGCUAGCCAAGGAGUCAGGGAUUUGGACGUAUUUUCAUGGACUUCCAAAGCUUUUUUCCCCCAGGAACCUAAAACUAAUGCUGAUGACUUUUUCAAAGACAUGAGCUCCUGCUGCCCACAGGAAGCAACAAUGCAAGAGCGAGACCACCCGUUCUUGAGAGGCGGGCCAGGCAUGUACAAGGUAGUGAAGACGGGGCCUUCAGGUCACAACAUCAGAAGCUGCCCUAACCUUAGAGGUAUCCCAAUUGGAAUGUUAGUUCUGGGAAACAAAGUCAAAGCAGUGGGAGAGGUAACCAAUUCUGAAGGUACAUGGGUGCAGCUGGAUAAGAACAGCAUGGUAGAAUUCUGUGAGAGUGAUGAAGGAGAGGCAUGGUCCUUAGCUAGAGACAGAGGCGGAAACCAGUACCUACGGCAUGAAGAUGAACAAGUUCUUCUGGAUCAGAAUUCUCAGCCUCCUCCUCCAAGCCCUUUCUCAGUGCAAGCUUUCAAUAAAGGGGCAAGCUGCAGUGCCCAAGGAUUUGAUUAUGGCCUUGGAAAUAACAAAGUUUUGACUGUUUUGCCUACUGCAGGUGAUCAACUGAGUGCCAUAUUGAAUUCUAUUCAAUCACGGCCCAAUCUCCCAGCUCCUUCCAUCUUUGAUCAAGCUGCAAAACCUCCCUCUUCCCUAGUCCACAGCCCAUUUGUGUUCGGACAGCCCCUUUCCUUCCAGCAGCGUCAGCUUCAGAACUCUCCAUCUCGCAACCUUGCUUCUCGUGAGCGCAUUUACAAACAUUUGGGUGUAGCUGGGCCUGCUUCUGCUCUCUCAUCUCUGUCUCACAAACUGCAGGGUGACAGAGGAACUAUCUCAACAUCUUCAAGACCAGUCUGUACGUCAGGAAAGUCAGAGCUGCCCUCGAAGCCCAGCAGACCAGUCAAACCCGAUGGGCGUGUGAGCCGGACUACUGCUGACCAGAAGAAGCCCCGGGGGACAGAAGGCUUGUCUGCUAGCGAAUCCCUCAUGUUAAAGUCUGAUGCUGCCAAGCUGAGGUCAGACUCCCAUAGCAGGUCCCUGUCCCCUAACCACAACACUCUGCAGACACUCAAGUCUGAUGGGAGGGUGUCUUCUGGCUUCAGGGCCGAAUCCCCAGGACCAGGCUCUAGGUCAUCCUCCCCUAAGCCCAAGAGUCUGCCGACUCCCAGGUCUAGCCCAUCUGGUGCUAGCUCUCCACGCUCCUCCUCACCACAGGAUAAAAAUCUACCUCAGAAAAGCCCAGCUCCUGCUAAGACAAAACUUGACCCCCCUCGGGAGCGCUCUAAGUCAGACUCGUACACACUUGACCCAGACGCCCUCCGCAAGAAGAGAAUGCCCCUCGCAGAACCACUAAGGGGGCGGUCCACAUCACCAAAGCCAAAACCAGUACCAAAGGAUCCUAAAGACUCCCCAGGGUCUGAGAACAGAGCCCCCUCUCCCCAUGUGGUACAGGAGAACCUCCACAGUGAGGUACUUGAAGUCUGCACUUCAAGUACUUUAAAAACCAACAGUGUCACGGACAGCACCUGUGAUGACAGCACUGAACUGAAGAGUGUGGAUGAAGGUUCAAAUAAAGUGCACUUCAGCAUAGGAAAAGCACCACUGAAAGAUGAACAGGAAAUGAGAGCAUCACCCAAAAUAAGUCGGAAAUGUGCUAAUAGACACACCAGGCCCAAAAAAGAAAAGUCUAACUUUCUUUUCAAAGGAGAUGGAGUCAAAUCUUUAGAGCCAGCCAAGCAGGCCAUGUCCCCAUCUGUGGCUGAGUGUGCCAGAGCCGUCUUUGCCUCUUUUCUGUGGCAUGAAGGCAUAGUACAUGAUGCAAUGGCUUGCUCUUCCUUCCUGAAAUUUAAUCCUGAACUUUCCAAAGAACAUGCUCCUAUAAGAAAUAGUUUGAAUAGCCAACCACCCACAGAGGAAAAAGAAAUCAAGUUAAAAAAUAGACAUUCAUUGGAAAUAUCAUCUGCUCUAAAUAUGUUUAAUAUUGCACCUCAUGGACCGGAUAUAUCCAAGAUGGGCAGCAUCAACAAAAAUAAGGUCUUGUCCAUGCUGAAGGAGCCACCUCUCCAUGAGAAGUGUGAGGACGGAAAAUCAGAAGCCACUUUUGAAAUGUCCAUGCAUCACACAAUGAAGUCUAAAUCUCCGCUUCCCUUAACAUUACAACAUUUAGUGGCUUUCUGGGAAGAUAUCUCUUUGGCUACAAUCAAAGCUGCUUCCCAGAAUAUGAUUUUUCCAAGUCCUGGUUCCUGUGCAGUCCUUAAAAAGAAAGAAUGUGAUAAAGAGAAUAAAAAAACAAAAAAGGAAAAAAAGAAAAAAGAAAAGACAGAAAUUCGGCCAAGGGGCAAUUUGUUUGGUGAAAUGGCCCAGCUGGCAGUAGGAGGGCCAGAGAAAGAUACUAUCUGUGAGCUGUGUGGAGAAUCUCAUCCAUACCCAGUGACAUAUCACAUGAGACAAGCUCACCCAGGUUGUGGCCGAUAUGCUGGUGGACAAGGAUACAAUAGCAUUGGGCAUUUUUGUGGAGGAUGGGCUGGUAACUGUGGUGAUGGGGGAAUGGGAGGAAGCACUUGGUACCUCGUAUGUGAUCGCUGUAGAGAAAAAUACCUCCGUGAAAAACAGGCUGCUGCAAGGGAAAAGGUCAAACAAUCUAGAAGAAAGCCAAUGCAAGUAAAGACGCCUCGUGCCUUGCCCACCAUGGAAGCACACCAGGUGAUCAAAGCCAAUGCCCUUUUCCUGCUGUCCCUGAGCAGUGCGGCAGAGCCAAGCAUCUUGUGUUACCACCCUGCAAAGCCUUUCCAGUCUCAGCUGCCCAUCGUGAAGGAAGGCGUUUCUGAGGACCUUCCUGUAAAAAUGCCUUGUCUCUACCUGCAGACAUUAGCUAGGCACCACCAUGAAAAUUUUGUGGGCUAUCAAGAUGACAACCUGUUCCAGGACGAAAUGAGAUAUCUGCGUUCGACAUCUGUCCCUGCCCCAUACAUAUCAGUAACUCCUGAUGCCAGUCCCAAUGUAUUUGAAGAGCCAGAGAGCAACAUGAAGUCUAUGCCACCAAGUUUGGAAACUAGCCCCAUAACCGACACUGACCUGGCUAAGAGAACUGUCUUCCAACGGUCAUACUCAGUUGUUGCUUCUGAAUAUGAUAAACAACAUUCCAUUUUACCUGCACGAGUUAAAGCCAUCCCUAGAAGAAGAGUGAACAGUGGAGACACUGAAGUUGGGUCUUCCCUCUUGAGACAUCCAUCACCCGAGCUUUCCCGGCUCAUAUCAGCACACAGCUCUCUUUCCAAAGGAGAACGAAAUUUCCAGUGGCCAGUUUUAGCUUUUGUUAUACAACAUCAUGAUUUAGAAGGGCUUGAAAUAGCAAUGAAGCAGGCCUUAAGGAAGUCAGCUUGCCGUGUGUUUGCUAUGGAGGCAUUCAACUGGCUUCUCUGCAAUGUCAUCCAAACAACAUCUCUGCACGACAUUCUCUGGCACUUUGUGGCAGCACUGACUCCUUCUCCCGUAGAAGCGGAGGAAGAUGAAGAUGAAGAUAAUAAAUCCAAUAAAGAAAAUGCAGAGCAAGAGAAGGAUACAAGAGUGUGUGAGCAUCCGCUCUCAGACAUAGUGAUUGCAGGGGAAGCUGCUCACCCUUUGCCACAUACAUUUCACCGGUUACUUCAGACCAUAUCGGAUCUUAUGAUGUCCCUCCCUAGUGGCAGUUCAUUGCAACAAAUGGCCUUAAGAUGCUGGAGCCUCAAGUUCAAGCAGUCCGACCACCAGUUCCUCCAUCAGAGCAAUGUCUUCCAUCAUAUCAACAACAUCUUGUCAAAGUCAGAUGACGGGGACAGUGAGGAGAGCUUCAGCAUCAGCGUCCAGUCUGGCUUUGAAGCUCUGAGCCAGGAGUUAUGCAUAGUUAUGUGCUUAAAGGAUUUGACCAACAUCGUUGACAUAAAAACAUCAAGUCGACCUGCCAUGAUUGGCAGUUUGACAGAUGGCUCCACAGAAACCUUUUGGGAAUCAGGAGAUGAAGAUAAAAACAAAACUAAAAACAUCACUAUCAACUGUGUGAAGGGUAUUAAUGCCCGCUAUGUGUCUGUUCAUGUGGACAAUUCCCGGGAUCUGGGGAAUAAAGUUACGUCAAUGACCUUCUUAACUGGUAAAGCAGUAGAAGAUUUAUGCAGAAUAAAGCAGGUUGAUUUGGAUUCCAGGCACAUUGGCUGGGUAACAAGUGAACUCCCAGGAGGGGAUAAUCAGAUCAUCAAAAUUGAGUUAAAAGGCCCAGAAAAUACAUUAAGAGUUCGACAAGUAAAAGUCCUGGGUUGGAAAGAUGGUGAAAGCACAAAGAUCGCUGGCCAGAUCUCGGCCAGUGUGGCUCAGCAAAGGAGCUGUGAGGCCGAGACUCUCCGCGUGUUCAGACUCAUCACCUCCCAGGUGUUUGGGAAGCUCAUCUCCGGAGAUGCUGAGCCCACACCAGAGCAAGAGGAAAAGGCGCUCCUGUCAUCACCUGAAGGAGAGGAAAAAGUAUACAAUGCAACAUCUGAUGCUGAUCUGAAGGAACACAUGGUUGGAAUCAUAUUCAGCAGGAGUAAACUGACUAACUUACAAAAGCAGGUAUGUGCACACAUUGUCCAAGCUAUUCGCAUGGAAGCCACAAGAGUUCGUGAAGAGUGGGAACAUGCCAUAUCCAGUAAGGAAAAUGCCAACUCUCAGCCGAGCGAUGAAGAUGCCUCUUGUGAUGCCUACUGCUUCGAGCUGCUCUCCAUGGUCCUAGCACUGAGCGGCUCCAAUGUGGGCAGACAGUACCUGGCUCAGCAGCUGACUCUACUGCAAGAUCUGUUUUCCUUGCUCCACACAGCCUCCCCGAGGGUCCAGAGACAGGUGACCUCCUUACUAAGACGCGUUUUGCCUGAAGUGACUCCUAAUCGUCUGGCCAGUAUAAUAGGUGUGAAGUCUCUGCCCCCAGCUGACAUCAGUGACAUCAUUCACUCAACUGAGAAAGGAGACUGGAAUAAGCUGGGUAUCUUGGACAUGUUUCUGGGAUGCAUUGCCAAGGCACUCACUGUCCAGCUCAAAGCCAAAGGGACCACCAUCACUGGGACAGCUGGCACCACUGUGGGCAAAGGAGUUACAACAGUCACCCUGCCAAUGAUUUUCAACUCCAGUUACCUCCGACGUGGUGAGAGUCACUGGUGGAUGAAAGGCUCAACUCCUCCUCAGAUAUCAGAGAUCAUCAUCAAGCUUAUUAAGGAUAUGGCUGCGGGUCACCUGUCAGAAGCUUGGUCCCGAGUGACAAAAAAUGCUAUUGCAGAAACCAUCAUUGCCUUGACCAAGAUGGAAGAAGAAUUUAGGUCUCCAGUGAGAUGUAUUGCAACAACUAGACUCUGGCUUGCCCUGGCGUCACUGUGUGUUCUUGAUCAGGACCAUGUGGAUCGCCUCUCAUCAGGGAGGUGGAUGGGAAAGGACGGGCAACAGAAACAAAUGCCUAUGUGUGACAACCAUGAUGAUGGUGAGACUGCUGCUAUCAUCUUAUGCAACAUCUGUGGCAAUCUGUGUACUGACUGUGACAGAUUCCUGCAUCUGCAUCGACGAACAAAGACUCACCAAAGACAGGUCUUCAAGGAGGAAGAAGAAGCUAUAAAGGUUGACCUUCACGAAGGCUGUGGGAGAACAAAACUGUUUUGGUUGAUGGCGUUAGCAGAUUCCAAAACAAUGAAGGCAAUGGUAGAAUUCCGAGAACACACAGGCAAACCCACCACAAGUAGCUCAGAAGCAUGCCGCUUCUGUGGGUGCAGAAGUGGAACGGAGUUAUCUGCUGUUGGCAGCGUUUGCGCUGAUGCAGACUGCCAGGAAUAUGCUAAGAUCGCCUGUAGUAAAACACAUCCGUGUGGCCAUCCGUGUGGAGGUGUCAGGAAUGAGGAGCACUGUCUGCCCUGUCUACACGGCUGUGAUAAGAGUGCUACCACAUUGAAACAAGAUGCCGACGACAUGUGCAUGAUCUGCUUCACCGAAGCGCUCUCUGCAGCGCCAGCCAUUCAGUUGGACUGCAGUCAUGUAUUCCACUUACAGUGCUGUCGGCGAGUUUUGGAAAACAGAUGGCUUGGUCCAAGGAUAACGUUUGGAUUUAUUUCAUGUCCUAUUUGCAAGAACAAAAUAAAUCAUAUAGUAUUAAAAGACCUGCUUGAUCCAAUAAAAGAGCUCUAUGAAGAUGUUAGAAGAAAAGCCUUGAUGAGAUUGGAAUAUGAAGGUCUGCAUAAGAGUGAAGCAAUCACAACUCCUGGUGUCAGGUUUUAUAAUGAUCCAGCUGGCUAUGCCAUGAAUAGAUACGCAUAUUAUGUUUGCUACAAAUGCAGAAAGGCAUACUUCGGUGGGGAGGCUCGCUGUGACGCUGAAGCUGGGCAAGGAGAUGACUACGACCCCAGAGAGCUCAUCUGUGGCGCCUGUUCCGAUGUGUCUAGGGCUCAGAUGUGUCCCAAACAUGGGACAGACUUUCUAGAAUACAAAUGUCGCUACUGCUGUUCAGUGGCUGUCUUCUUCUGUUUUGGAACAACACAUUUCUGUAAUGCUUGUCAUGAUGAUUUUCAAAGAAUGACCAGCAUUCCUAAGGAAGAACUCCCACACUGUCCUGCAGGUCCCAAAGGCAAACAGCUAGAAGGAACUGAAUGUCCACUCCACGUUGUUCAUCCGCCCACAGGGGAAGAGUUUGCGCUUGGGUGUGGCGUGUGCAGAAAUGCUCACACGUUUUAGAACUUUCAGCUCCUUUGUCUACUGAGAGAAUAGUUGCCUUCAUCCACUGGGAGGAUGCAGUGAAGUUUAAACUCUGCUCAGGAUAAGAACGGGACCAUUUUACAUUCUGAAAAGGAACCAUUUACAGCGCAGGAAUGAUGCCAAAUACCAUGUACAUAAAAUUCUUGCUACGAACGUUUCCCCAUUAUUUUGGUUUAUCUUCUUUGAACCAAGACAUCAAAGUUGUGAGGUGUUUGCAUGUGGCCAUUCCUGUCACUGGCCUGUGAAGCAUUGGACAUUUAUAGAUAAUCGAUAUAAAAGGAUCUCCAUUCUCAUGGACUAAGAAUGAUGCUGGCUUUCAAGCAAAAAAAAAAAAAAAAGAAAGAAAAAUAAUCACUGUUUAUUGUAUACUGCCUUUUUGUAAUCCUGUACAAUUGCAUCACAGGUGGGUAUAAAAAGAGGAAUAUUCUGGUUUCUUUCCUAGACUGUUAUUUAAAAAAAAAUUGUGUUAGUAAGGCCUAUAAAUGUAAUAAGUAUCAGACUGUAUAUAAAGCUAUCAAUGUUUGUCCUGUAUAAGAAUUACUAAAUUACAAAAGCAGUUUCAUUUAAACUUCUAGGUUAAGUUUGAGCCUGAAAUUUUAAUGAAGUGCAAUACUGAGUGUGCCUCAUUAUCUUGCAGCUGUAAACAUUGGAAUGUACAUGUCAAUAAAGCCACUGUACAUUUUUAUACAGUGAUAAAGUCUAA
Messenger RNA from Mastomys coucha (southern multimammate mouse), 15465 nucleotides. It is a transcript of the gene Mycbp2, whose product is annotated as MYC binding protein 2. The transcript is spliced from 86 exons. Gene Ontology annotation, cellular component: nucleus. Bases 345 to 14741 code for a protein of 4798 amino acids. NCBI's taxonomy places the organism in Eukaryota, Metazoa, Chordata, Mammalia, Rodentia, Muridae. The record is from RefSeq and is a predicted model, not a curated record.